Molecule: messenger RNA, 7619 nt
Organism: Trachemys scripta elegans
Lineage: Eukaryota; Metazoa; Chordata; Testudines; Emydidae
Gene: KLHL15
Product: kelch like family member 15
Exons: 3
Coding region: 268-2082 (604 amino acids)
Biological process (GO): nuclear protein quality control by the ubiquitin-proteasome system; protein ubiquitination
Cellular component (GO): Cul3-RING ubiquitin ligase complex; nucleus
Molecular function (GO): protein binding
Source: RefSeq, a predicted model, not a curated record
GGGGCGAGGCCGGGGCCGAGCCAGGGGCCGGGAGCGCUGGUGCCUGGGCAGUGCCGGCGGCGUCUCCCUCGCAGGCGCAGCGGGGAGGAGGGGCCCAGCCGCGCCCCCCACCCUCCCGCGGGCGUCACCUCAGCCCUUGUCCCGCACUUCAGCCUCCCGGGGCGCGCCGCCUCCUCCCCUGUCUUUAUGUCACACCGAGACCCCCCGCUCUGCAGGCUGGACGGGCGGAGCUGCGUCUUCAGUGCUGCUGCUGCUGAGAGGUGAUUCAUGGCAGGGGACGUGGAAGGGUUUAGCUCCGCCAUCCAUGAUACCAGUGUCUCUGCUGGGUUCAGAGCACUGUAUGAGGAGGGAUUGCUUCUUGACGUCACUCUUGUCAUUGAAGACCACCAGUUUCAGGCCCAUAAAGCCCUGCUUGCCACCCAGAGUGAUUACUUCAGGAUUAUGUUCACAGCUGACAUGAGGGAACGAGAUCAAGAUAAAAUCCAUUUGAAAGGUCUGACUGCCACAGGCUUCAGUCACGUCCUCCAAUUCAUGUACUACGGAAACAUUGAACUGAGCAUGAACACUGUUCAUGAGAUUCUGCAGGCUGCCAUGUAUGUUCAGCUUAUAGAGGUGGUGAAGUUCUGCUGCUCUUUUCUUUUAGCAAAAAUCUGCUUAGAAAACUGUGCAGAAAUUAUGAGACUAUUAGAUGAUUUUGGUGUAAACAUCGAUGGAGUCAGGGAAAAGUUGGACUCUUUUCUUCUAGAAAAUUUUGUGCCACUCAUGUCCAGACCUGACUUCUUGUCCUAUCUGAGCUUUGAAAAGCUUAUGUCUUAUUUGGAUAAUGAUCAUCUGAGCAGGUUUCCAGAGAUAGAGCUCUACGAGGCUGUUCAGGCUUGGCUGCGGCAUGAUAGAAGACGCUGGAGACAUACCGACACCAUCAUUCAGAACAUCAGGUUUUGUUUGAUGACACCAUCCAGUGUUUUUGAGAAGGUAAAAACAUCAGAGUUUUAUCGAUACUCUCGGCAGCUGCGGCAUGAAGUUGACCAAGCCAUGAAUUACUUUCAUAGUGUUCACCAACAGCCUUUGAUGGAAAUGAAAUCCAACCGUAUUCGUUCUGCCAAACCCCAGACUGCAGUAUUUAGAGGAAUGAUAGGACACAGCAUGGUAAAUAGCAAAAUUCUUCUCUUGCACAAACCAAGGGUCUGGUGGGAGCUAGAGGGCCCUCAAGUACCUUUACGACCAGACUGCCUUGCCAUUGUCAAUAACUUUGUAUUCUUGUUAGGCGGGGAAGAACUGGGCCCAGAUGGUGAGUUUCAUGCUUCCUCCAAAGUAUUUAGAUACGACCCUAGACAAAAUACUUGGUUGCGAAUGGCAGACAUGUCUGUUCCACGCUCAGAGUUUGCUGUUGGUGUUAUUGGGAGAUACAUCUAUGCGGUGGCUGGGAGAACAAGGGAUGAAACAUUUUACUCGACUGAACGGUAUGAUAUCACUGCAGACAAAUGGGAAUUUGUGGAUCCCUAUCCAGUCAAUAAAUAUGGACAUGAAGGAACUGUACUCAGUAACAAGUUGUAUAUCACUGGGGGAAUUACUUCAUCUUCCACUUCUAAGCAAGUGUGUGUGUUUGACCCCAGUAAAGAAGGGACGGUAGAACAGCGAACGAGGAGAACUCAAGUGGUCACUAACUGUUGGGAGAACAAAUGCAAAAUGAAUUAUGCAAGAUGCUUUCACAAAAUGAUUUCCUAUAAUGGUAAGCUUUAUGUCUUUGGUGGUGUUUGUGUGAUCUUGAGGGCUUCCUUUGAGUCGCAAGGGUGUCCUUCUACAGAGGUUUACGACCCAGACACUGAUCAGUGGACUAUUUUGGCUUCUAUGCCAAUUGGAAGAAGUGGUCAUGGUGUAGCUGUUUUGGACAAACAGAUAAUGGUUCUUGGAGGCCUUUGUUACAAUGGUCAUUACAGUGAUUCAAUUCUCACCUUUGAUCCAGAGGAAAACAAAUGGAAAGAAGAUGAAUACCCAAGAAUGCCCUGCAAGCUGGAUGGUUUACAAGUUUGCAGCCUGCACUUUCCUGAAUAUGUACUGGAGCAUGUUAGACGUUGCAACUAAAAAAACAAACAAAAAAACCCGCUUCUAACCCCAAUGAAACACAAAAAACUAUCUCUAAUUUGACAGGAAAACAAAGCAGAUUUAAUUCAUUUAAAGACGUUGACUUGUAGGUAAAACAGCUAUUAGAUGCAUAGAGAAACGGGAUGUACAGGGAAUGCACCUACCAAGUUUAUUAGAAAUGCCAAUAACUGUGGUCUGGUAAUGUAAAAGUUUUGCUUUUUAUUUUUUUUAAACAAAUAUUGCUGUAUGUGGGGUGGAGUGGGGGAGAGGGGGCAGAAAAAUCUAUUUUUCAUUGUGUUUACUUUUUUUCCCUUUUUCUUUGUGGCCUUUUAUGUCCAUGCAAUAAGUUUAUUCUGUAUAAUGGCCAUCACAGCAGCAUCCUUCUUGGAACCAGUUGAAUAUAAUGAUCUACUUAUGGGGAGAAGGGGGACAGAAAAAUAUAUAUUGUGCAUUUUCAUUAAGUGUCAAGAUAGGAUUCAGCAGCCUUACUGGGGGAAAUACCUGAAUUAAACUCUAUUGACAAGGGUUUCAUUUUGUUGCUUUAAGUUGUGGUGGACAUUUUUAUUUUCUCCAUUUAUGAGUACUCACAGUCCAGUUUGGUAUUUUUUUUGUUUGUUUUCUGUUUUCCCGUAAAUACAUUUUAAAAUUAUCUUAACCUUUUGUGCAUGGCUUUUCCCUGGAUUUGUACAGUAGUAUCAGUAAGUCUGCCAAAAAAUGCAAGUUAUACAUUUUCUAUUAAAUUGAAAAUGAAGCAUUUUUAUAUUCCAACACUAUUUCUAUGCUGCCUUCUAUUGUCUGCAUUGUGUUUGUUGGUGAGUAAGAUAUAUACACACACAUGCAUACACUGUAAGAUCUAUAUAUAAUGCAUCUUUUUAUGUGCAAUUAGGAUAUUAUAUUUUUAACUAGGGCACAGAUUCAGCCAUAUCUGUUGAAUUUUAGAUAUAGUAGCAUUCUUUCUUGAAUUAAAUAUUACAAAAUUCUUAAGUAACUGGAGGCCUAGUUUGGUAUCAAAGAAGCCUAUCUUUGGUAUACACUGAUUCAUUCAGUAAUAUUUAAACUCUUUAUAUUAAUAAUAUGUAAUGAACUGUUAACAGUUUGACAUUUUAUAUAUUAUUUUAAAAAAGUAAAUACAUCUUACCCAGUUACAGUUCUUCACUUUUGAAUGUGUUGCCUUGUUUUUAAUAAAAAUCAGAAAUGUAUCAGUAAGCAAGCAUGAACACUGCACUAACAUGCAGUUUUUUUGUCAGACCUGGAUAUACUAUUAUUUUUAGCAAUGGCAUCGCUUGUAGUUGUGUUGAAGUGAUGUAAUCUAAUAUUAUUUUUGAAGCAUCAACUGAUAUGAACUGCUGUGUUCUAAAAAUGUGGGGUUAGGCAGUUGGGGACAAUGUUUACCAUUUCUGUAAUCUUUAAAAUAGAAUCCUACAAAACUAUAGCUACUGACCUCAUACUUCCUGAAAUAAGACUUGUGAUCCAAGAGGGCUUGAAUAACUGCACCAUGUUUGAGCACUUUGUUAACUUGUUGACUUUUACUGACUGUAGAUUGGUGAGACUAUCCACCAAGAUAAACACAAUUAUAAAAGUAAAGCAUUAAAAUCCUAGUUCUUUCACACUGGUGUGAAAUUAGCCUCUUCUGGAGUCAAGAGGGAAAAGAUUUCCUCUCUAAAAUUUGAGGCCAACACUGAGCUCAAUUAUGCAGGGACAAACUGCUGAGAUAUAAGCUUGCAAAAUCAUCUGCUUACGUGAAACUCUAGCAUUAGAUUUUACAAGAUAUGCAGUAAUGGUUGAGAAUCCAUUUCUGUUUCAGCAUCUCCCAGCCAGAAGUCACUGUAGAAAAGGAAUGUACAGUACUCAGGGAGUUCAAAAGAAUGCACUUAUAAGGGACCAAAUACACCCUAAAUUUGCUAUGAUAAAUGGUAACAAGUUUGUUGGGCUAAACAAAAUUAGAAAUUAAUAAUGGAUAUUAAAAUGUUUUGCGAAAUGCAUCAUGCUCACAUUUAAUGGUAUUUUUGUUUUCUUGCAGUAAUGUUCUUUCAAAUUCUGGAUUGAGAGAGAUGGGAGGACAUGGAGUUGUAUUGCAAGUUAGCAGAUUUUAUUUUUUUAAUUAGCAAUAAUAUAGCAAAGCAGAGUUGAUUACUGUAAUCUUUGUUCAAAAGAGAGAAUUUACACCACCAUAGCUGGAAUGAUAAAGGAUGUCUAAGCCAGAGAUGGCUGGACCAAAUGUUCACAUUCAGUCUUCUGGUGCAGACCAUAGGUUGCAGUUCAAUGUAAUUCUUUGCUUAUUAUUUUCCUAUAUUUUUCAAUUUACAAGUACAGAAUUUAAUUUGUUUUAUUUUAGUAAUCUGAACUACAAUCUUUUUGAUAUAAGACAAGGCACCAACCUUACCAUGAGAUGUGUGCAGAUGGAUCCCUGCAGCCAAUUGGGGCACCGUUUACUUUGAUGGGCCCUGCUCAGGUGCAGGGCUUCUGUGUUUGUAUAUUUCAUUGCAGAAUCAGGGUUCAAGACAAGUUAUCUUAUUUUUACUCCUGUUUUGCUCUUUUUGUUACUAGCCCAUUUUCUGGCAUGUUACGUGAAUUGGGCAGCAAAGAUUAGUAGUCCUGCAGUCUAGGUAGGCUUAUGCAAGCCUAUCAUGAGUAAUAUUGAGCAUUUCACCCUGCUAUUUAGGGGUGAGCUGGGGAACCAUUGCUGAUCUGGAAAUUUGGUCUUCCAUGAUUUAAGUAUAACAGAUUAAAGAGAGAAGGCCAAGAUUUUACAAAAAUGGGUGUCUAAAGUUAUGUUCCUAAAUCUGUACUUCAGCACCUACGUAAGUGACCUGAUUUUUCUAAAGUACUGAACACCCAGCAGCUCCCACUAAAGGGAAAGGGAAUGCUGGAUGCUUGGUACUCUUGAAAACAAGGCUUGUUAUUUAGGUGCCUAUGCCCCCUUUAACUUCAGGAACCCAGUUUUAAAAAUCUUGUUUAAGGCCUGUAAUACUAGUUACUUGGUGAAACUCUAACUUGAACUAAUUAUUGGUUUCAGCUUCAGCUGAUGUGUUGGCCGUAACCAUUUUGCGCAUUAAGAAUUAUUGGAAUUUGCUUGGUUCAUAAUGUCUGGAAGGCUGGGAAUGUUUUGUAAUGUACAUUUCUACCAUGCUCAUUAUUUCAGUCAAUAAAUACAUAAUUAAUCCACAUUAUCUAUAAAUUGUGAUGUAGCUUUUGAAAAAAAAAAGGUUACAUUUUUGAGAUAGCUUAGAGGGAUGUUUUCUUUUUCACUAAACCAUUUUGUGUGCAUUUGCCUUUAGUAGCUAUGCUCCGUAGUCAGUGUUUAAACAAUAACAAACCAACCGAACAAAAAAUCAAGGCUAGCUAAUCAGAGACUUGCAUAUCACCUAUGAGAUCUUUUGAAUAUGAUUAUUAUAUUAACUUGAGGAUUUUUUACCACUUAAAUGUACUCCUAGUUAAUGAGGAAAAAGGUAAACCCUAACCCUUUCUAGUAAAUUUGCUCGUUUAUCUCUCCCAUUCCUUUUUUUUAUACUUUUUAAAACUUGGCACACAGCCUGCUUUUAAACAGCAACAGUACUCGUGUUGUAAAAAGGGAUAGACAUACUUAGUCCAAUCUCUGUUUCUCAGUUUAAAAAAAAGUCAGUGUUGGGUUCUUGUCUAGCUAUCUCCGUUUCCUUCCUGGUCCUAAGAGGAACCCUGUUUCCUUGUUAGGGGCCAGAAGCUGCAGAGUGCUGAGCACUUCAUGAAAUGUGCUGAGCACCAUCAGUUCUCAUGGGGAGCCCAGCAUGCGCAGUCCCUUGCCAGUUCAGGCAGAUUUGCAAAAGAACUCAGCACCUAGUUAAGCACCAAAGUAAGUGGCCAGAUUUUCAAAAUUAAGCCAUUCACACUGGGUGCGUUGAGCACUUUUGAAAGUCUGGCUGUAUAGAUUCAGCUGAAGGGAGGCAAUUACUGAUACUGCAGAAAGAGGCAGCUACUAUUUCAGAAAGCUCACUAGCCUCAGGGACCUGUGGCAAUUCAAGGCCUGAUGAUUUGCUGUCUAGUUCCAUAUUCUUUAUGCCAUUGGAAAACAGAAUCCCUGCUUUUUCAGUGAUGUAUAGCAGUCAGUAAUUCCUAGUCCUGGUGAUUUGUGACUUUAACACUCUUGGAGGAUGUCUACACAGGGAUAAAAGACCCAUAGCAUGGCCGCAGCUAGCCCAGGUCAGCUGACUCGGGGUCAGGCUGUGGGGCUAAAAAUCAUUGUGUAGACAUCUGGGCUCAGGAUGAAGCCCGAGCUCUAGGACCUUCCACUCUACACAGAGAUUUUGUUCAGCCCUGGAACCCGAGCCCCGCAAGUCCAAGUCAGCUGACCUGGGCCAGCUGUGAGGUUUUUUUAUCCCUGCAUAGACAUACUGUUUGGCCCCUGAGAGUUGCAGUCCUGUCGUCUUGCUCUUGAGACCUUUUUUCUGCAGCAGCAAAUGCUGCCUUUUUACUGAUACUAUAAUAAUCAUCCACAUCAUAGAUGGAGCUUCUCCGUACACUCACGAAGCAAACGAUUAAACAAGUACAAAUUAAAUUAGGUUAAAAACCAUACAUAUACCAAUACUGGUCUUUAACUCAACGUGACCACUUCAUAAAGUGAGAGUUGGCUUGAGGGUAUAUCAGCUGCUCUUUCUGAAAUACACAAUUCUGCACCUUAUGUCUUUUGUUUCAUAAAGGACUAACUGAAGAAAAAUCAUGCAUUUUUAAAAUAGGAAUGUCAUUUACAGGAAUGUUUUGCCUUUAUUGAAAUAUUUUUUUCUUGUCAAAAAAAAAAUAGGGAAUUGGGCUCCAAUUCUUCAGACAUGGGCAUGUUUUUAGCUUUACAUAGAUGAGUUGUCCAUUGAAAUAAAAUGAAAAGCUGUGCCAACUAUUUAAAAGUCUAUUCACAUGUAAAGUUUAAGUGUGUGCUAAAAUGUCGGUAGGAUUGGGGCCUUAGAGAAAACUUGCUUUCUCCCCACCUCUAUCCAAUAUAGUACCUUGUGAAUUUAUUCUAAUAAGCAUGUUAUGUCACAGUUGCAACACUCACUCAAGUAGUGUGGAAAGGGUAAAGAAGGAAACACAAAAGGAAAGAGAUGUCAGCUAUGUAAAACUAAGUUUACCAAUGUUUUAUAAGUAACAGUUUGAGAUUUUAAUGUUUGUAAGACAAUCUGAAAAUGUUUAAAAUAAACACUAGUGACUACUUUUGUUAUGGCAUCUGUAUUUUAUUUUUCUUGGAUUGCUAAAUAAUCUACAAUUUCAGCAUGUGUAAGAUGUUAAAAUAAGUACAUACUGUGUUUGAAGUAAACCUAAAGAAAUUAUGUUGAUGGCAUCUGUAAUCUUAACAAAAUAUAGUACUGUUAAACAGCUGGCAGAAAAAUAGACUGUUGAGCACUGCUUCCCUGGACUUCCCCUCUCCCCAAAUUUCAGUUCAUGUUUCUGUGCUUUUUAAAAAAGUUUUAAGGAUCAAAUUAAAAUAAUAUUUAGAUUAUAAUUGAGUUAGUAGCUGGGGGAAAACCACUUUCUACUUGCAAGUGCUAUUCCUUAUAUAGUGCACGGGGGGG